AUGAGGACGGUUGUGCAUGUCUCAAUCAUGCUCCUCCUUAUAACUUUUUCUGACUGUGCCGUGAUUACGGGGGCCUGUGAGCGGGAUGUCCAAUGCGGGGCAGGGACCUGCUGUGCCAUUAGCCUGUGGCUUCGUGGGCUGCGAAUGUGCACCCCGCUGGGACGGGAAGGAGAGCAGUGCCACCCCGGCAGCCACAAGAUCCCUUUCUUCCGUAAACGCCAGUACCACACCUGUCCCUGCUUGCCUAACCUGCUCUGCUCCAGGUUCCUGGACGGCAGGUACCGCUGCUCCAUGGACUUGAAGAGCAUCAACUUUUAG
Molecule: messenger RNA, 318 nt
Organism: Orycteropus afer afer
Lineage: Eukaryota; Metazoa; Chordata; Mammalia; Tubulidentata; Orycteropodidae
Gene: PROK1
Product: prokineticin 1
Exons: 3
Coding region: 1-318 (105 amino acids)
Source: RefSeq, a predicted model, not a curated record